Messenger RNA from Notothenia coriiceps (black rockcod), 2661 nucleotides. It is a transcript of the gene rad17, whose product is annotated as RAD17 checkpoint clamp loader component. Lineage: Eukaryota; Metazoa; Chordata; Actinopteri; Perciformes; Nototheniidae. Bases 1 to 1971 code for a protein of 656 amino acids. Gene Ontology annotation, molecular function: chromatin binding; DNA clamp loader activity. Gene Ontology annotation, biological process: mitotic DNA replication checkpoint signaling; DNA repair; DNA damage checkpoint signaling. The record is from RefSeq and is a predicted model, not a curated record. The transcript is spliced from 16 exons.
AUGGAUCUAACCCUUCUGCUGAACCGCUGGGUGGACCCGUCCUUCGCUGAAUUGCCAGGAGAAAGCUUUGCUGUGUCCAGAAGGAGAAAGGCUGUGAGCUCCAAGGCUGAGGUAAAGAAGCCCAGGAAGAGGGCAGGAGAGGCACGCCGCUCAGAGCCCCCAAACCCCCCCCUGCUGAGAGAGCCCGCCCCCUGGGACCAGGAUGACUCCUGGGUGGACAGACACUCGCCCCGUUCACAGGCUGAGCUGGCUGUCCACAAGAAGAAGAUCGAGGAAGUGGAGAGCUGGAUAAAAGUUCACACAAACACAUCAAAGGGUGGUGUGUUGCUGCUGACGGGACCCUCGGGCUGUGGGAAGACUGCCACAGUCAAGGUUCUAUCUCUGGAGCUGGACCUCAGGGUUCAGGAGUGGACUAACCCCUCCAACGAGGAGCCAUACAGCAGCAGUCAGCAUGAAUGGAGGACGAAUGGUUUGUCCUUCACCUCCCAGUUAACCCAGUUCCAGGACUUCCUUCUCCGAGCAAACAAGUACAAGUGCCUGAAGAUGGUUGGUGAUGAUAGAGCUACAGACAGGAAGUUCAUACUGGUGGAGGAUUUCCCAAACCAGUUCUACAGGCAGCCUGACAGCCUGCACGAUAUCCUCAGGCGCUUUGUGAAGACCAGUCGGUGUCCCCUGGUGUUCAUAGUGUCAGACAGUCUGAGCGGAGACAGCAGCUCUCGCCAUCUUUUCCCCAAAGAGAUCCAGGAGGAGCUGGACAUCAGCAGCAUCAGUUUUAAUCCGGUGGCUCCAACCACAAUGAUGAAGGUCCUCUCUCGGAUUUCCACCCUGGAGGCAGGCAAGAGCGGGGAAAGGAUGUGCGUCCCUGACCAGGCAGUGUUGGAGAAGCUGUGUUCAGGUAGCUCAGGAGAUGUUCGCAGUGCCAUCAACAGCCUCCAGUUUUCCUCGCUCCCAGACACGUCAUUGGAAAAGGGGCUGUUGAGGAAGGACCGACAGGGGACAUCACUGGGCAAAGCUGUUUCCAGAACAAACCAGAGAAAGAAGAGGUCUAAACAGAAAAGGGAUCAGGAAGAGGAGCAGGCUAUUGGAGGGAAAGAUACUUCUCUGUUCCUGUUCAGAGCUCUGGGGAAGAUCCUGCACUGCAAACGAGGGAAACAGGAAGAUGUUGAAGUGGUUGAGAGUCCCCCUGGACCCCCUCUACCCUCUCACCUGUCUCAUCAUCACAGAGAAGCGUUACUCGUAGACCCUGAGUUUGUUGUUGAGCGCUCACACAUGUCCGGGGAGUUCUUCAGCCUGUACCUCCACCAGAACUACCUGGACUUCUUCUCCGAGGUGGAGGAUGUGGACCGAGCCAGCGAGUAUCUGUCUGAUGCUGACCUCCUCAAUUCUGAUUGGACGAGUCGCAGCACCAUGGAGUAUUAUGGGUCUUCAGUGGCCACAAGGGGCUCUGCACUCCAAACCGCAGCAGGUUUUCUGUCGGCUCAGACCGCUUCACAGCCAACGGCUACUGGUCCAACAAAAAGCAAGACACACACAUCGUGCUCUGUCAUUGGCUCUGAGUUAUUCAUGAAUGACACCGAUGGUUGCCCUGUCAGCACCGAGAGAAUGGCUUUUUUGCGCUCCAGUCUUCUGUCAGGGACUUCGCCACACCGUCCAGCUGCAGACCUGAGCUGCUGCCCUCACCUGCCAAACUCAUCACAACCCCUGAGGAACCAAGCUCAGAUAGCUUUUAUCCAGGAUGUGGGUCACAUGUCGCUGAGGAGGCUCCCCGGCAGAUUAAAGCUGGAGGCUCUGACAGACAAAGAGCCAGCCCAGCCGGAGAGAGACAGUGAGGAGGAAGAGGAGCAGAAAAAGGAAGAGGAAGGUCAGGCUGGGGUUGAGGAGGGAUUACCUGAAAGUCAGCCCCAGCCUACAACAAGCCAAGAACUUCUAGAGGAGGAGGAGCUGCUCAUAGAGGACUACAACAGUGACUAACACAUCCACUGUCAUACUGUGACACAUUCACUAUUUCACUGGAUGUUCUUAUGAAUGAGUUUUGGCUUGGUAUGGAGGAGGAUCAGCGACACGUGAAAAAAACAAGACCAGGUCUGAGAUUGACAAAGGAAAAACAAUGUUACUAUUUAAAAGCUGGUAUACUUUCACUUUCCCCUCAGAAUUCAGACCUUUGAGAAUUUAGAUUUGUAUUCAUACCUGAACCUGUACUCCAUAGUGUGUUGAUGACUGUGAUACUAGCUCUGGUAUCACCGGUGUUUUUGCCUCAUUGAGGUGUCACCUGUAUAAGGUAAGAUUGUUUUGUCUAAUGGAAGCUGUGAUUCUUAAGCUGAAAAAACAGGCUCAUGAUAAUAUGAAAGCAUGGGGAUUCAUUUCUCCUAAGUGGCCCUUAACAGUUCAGUUGUGCCAGUUAAAAUAUUGUCAGUAUUUAUUGUGUGAAGUGUAUGUUCAGCACUUGUUGUUUUUUACUUCACAUCUCUUUGCUUUGCUGAGUGACUGUUGAACCUUGGAUGAACCUGUAAUGGAGAACCGUCUGUGAACAAGCAUUAAACUGACAUCUUUUACAUUCACCGUCUUCCAUGGGCGGAUGGGAAAUUACAGUAAAUGCCUUUUUGAUGGACAAAUAGUUUAUUUCUUAAGAUGAAUGUGAAUAAAAAUAAUGUGUGAAACUGA